AUGACAAAAAUAUUGUCCAUUGCUGGAACAAUAACAUAUGCUAGUUAUGAUUUAUUAACUUGCUAUUUGAAAUCAUUAUCAAGUGGAGAAUAUUCAACAUAUUAUCAUUAUGACCAAACGUUUGAUUUGAAAUGUACAUUAAAUCUUAUAAUAUCAAUGAUUAAUAAAGAUGUUCGUAUACAGUUGAAUGCUAUUGAACGAUUACCACCUAGUCUUAAUAAAAUACAGAGAGCGGUUGAUUUCUGGAAAAUUAUUAAAGAAAAUAAUCCAAUCUAUUCCAAUAUAUUAAAUUUGAUAAACAACUUCAGUGGAUCAUCUACUUUUAAUGAUUUCACAAGUGAAGUAAAAGAACUUUAUAAUGAACGAAAAAAUAUAAAGAUAUAGUUUAUCAAUUCUAUGUUGUCAUUAAUUAAGAUCGUGUAGAUGGCUAUUUAUAUAUAUUUUUUUCUUUCUUUGUAUGUUUUUGUUCUUUGUUGUAAACACUUUAUUUUAAUAUACAUGUGAAAAUUCUAGCUCAAAGCAAAAAAACAAAGUUCUUUCAUUUGUUUACAGUGCACUUUUUGUUUUAUCGUUUUCAGUCUAAAAGAUUUGAUGAUUUCUUCAUACAUGAAUAACAUGCUGUCUUCUAUCAAUCAACAUGUUGAAUGUCAACAUUUCAUUGAAUAGUUUUUUGACUACAGAAAUAAUUUUUUGUAAAAAUACUUUUGUUUUUGAAAGUUAUCGACAAACUUAACUAUAGUGUUCGAUAUUCAUCGUAUGACUUGCUAAGUCGGCGUCACUUAGUCUAACUUUGUUUAUGCUAUCAUCUUUGAAAUUCUUGGAUGACAUUAAGUAGUUUUUAUCCUAUCAGCACAUUGAAAAGACAGUUUUUAGAAACUUAUUUUAAUAUUCAUAUCUCUCAUUGUUUUCAAUGUCUAGCGAGAUAAAAUAAAACCAUUUCUUCCAUGUUUAUCGAAUGUUUAAAAGCAACCAGAGCAUUAUAUACAGCUUCGUGUACGUCAAGUUUAGUUAUGGUCCGUUUCCGUGAAUAAUAAAUACAAUGCACUUCAGUGCAGAUGACAUCUCUCUCUUGCAUCAUUUAUUACACUAGGUACUUUUUCGCCUUUAUCAUGAUCACCAAUACCAAUUAAAAGUGCUAACUUACAUCGUAUACUAUUUGUAGGAUGUGGGUGGGUGUGGGUAUGUGCAUGGUUUCAAGAUCAACCAACAGUGUCACAUAUCCUGCAAUUUGGAGAAGUGCUCACAUCUCUGUCGGGAGAUGCUGCAUUUUCAGCAGGAGAUGCAGCAUCCAAUGUGGGGGAUGCACAUCUCUCAAUGAGAUGAUACAUCUCCAACAGCAAAUCACCGCAUCUCCCGAGU
Rotaria sp. Silwood2 is the source of this 1359-nucleotide messenger RNA. Lineage: Eukaryota; Metazoa; Rotifera; Eurotatoria; Philodinida; Philodinidae. The record is from the annotation of a GenBank genome assembly.